CGUCAGUCGUGUCAUGCCUAGUCGCCCGCAUGCAUGGAGACAGCCGCACAAAUCAAUUAGAGCGUGUUUCGGAACGCAUAUUCUAAUUUUAAAUUUUCAUUUUUUUUUUUCGAGAUCUCGGUUUGUUGCUGUCGGUCGUCUGUCAUAAUUAAUUUUGUUUUUCUUUUCAACACUUUAAUGGGAACAAAGAGAAAAUCAAUUGAAUAAUGAGGUCAAAUAAAGAAAAAAAUAUUAUUAUCUCCGUUUUUGUUAGUGUUUUUAUUUCAGGGAGCCAGACAUGCUUUACGAACAAUCAAGUCGAAUUUACCAAAAUUAAAUCAGGAAGUUCAUUCUAUCAGGAGUGUAAAUGUGAGCUUGGUACAGGGGAAACACUCAGAUGGUUGGACACACACGACCAAGAUAUACCAAUCUUAAGACCAGGUACAAAAUCGAACGUGUAUACCGAGUGGCUCGACAGGAAUACAUAUAGCGUAUACAUUUCAAGUUUAAGCAAAUCAAUAUCCGGUGCCUACAAAUGCGUGACUGAUCACAAUGGAAGAGAAUACUCCAUGGUAUACCACGUAGAAGCAUAUGAUCCACCUUACUUCGUGAACACAAAGCCUGAUCAAUAUGUGGUGAGUGGUAAAGAUGCUGUGAUUACUUGCGAGGCUCGGGGCGAUACAGAGCCUUUGAUAAGUUGGUACAAAGAGCAGGAUGGUUUUGUUGAGAUCACGAAUGAUGAUAAAUAUGAAGUUACCUCAGAAGGUCUUAAGAUAAAAGAUGUAACAAAGGACGAUAACGGACUUUAUAAAUGUGCAGCAUCCGAUCUGGAGACUGGAGAAGGGAUAGAUCAGGAAAUUCACGUGGAGGUAAUAACAAUGCCAACAAUAAUAGAUUUGACUGCCAGUACAAAUAGUAAAGUCAUAGAGGGCGAGAGUUUGACCAUAGAGUGUGUGGCGGACGGCGUGCCACAUCCGGAGUACUCAUGGAAAAAGAUUGGUUAUACGGGUGAAAAUGUGAGUUGGCAUGAAAUAGCCAAUACGAUUGUCUUCGAUGAAGUACAAGAAUCGGAUCGCGGGGCUUACGAGUGUACUGCGGUCAACAACGCUGGGAACUUCACAAAGAUAAUUAAUAUUGAGGUAUUGGUAGCCCCGAAUAUAACAGAAUUAAACAAUGUGACAGCGGUUGAAGGAUCGACCGCACAAAUAUCUUGCAAAGCGUCUGGUAGGCCGAUACCCAAGAUUAAUAUGAUGUUCCUUGGUGAUGAAUCCGAUGAACAGAGCAUAGUCUGGGACAUCAAGAACGCGAGUGACACUGAAGUGGAAUUCUACUUAUCUUUUCUCAGAGUGAACAGAUCUCAUGCUGGUGUUUAUGAAUGCAAUGCAACUAACGAUGUGGAUUUUGAUAUAAAAGAAAUGGAAUUCCGAGUAUUAUAUCCGCCGUACUUCACAACUCCAGUGGAGGACGUCUGGUCGUGGAAUGGGAAAAGUAUUAAUUUAAGUUGUGAACACUCCAGCGAUCCACCCGGCGUUAUUACUUGGAGAUAUCAAGGCAAUGAAAUAUCAGCGGAGAAUCAAAUGGAAAUCAAUAAAAUCAUAGCCGACAAGUUGCAUAAAAGUCCUCUUAUAAUAGAAAAUAAAACUUUGUACGGCGUUUACGAGUGCACUGCUAAAAAUGAGUUCGGGGAAGCGAAGAAAAUGAUAACAUUGAGAGAGGGAUUUGUUCCAGCAGCUAUUAAUAAUGUGUCACUCGCAAAUCUUACCUCAUACUCAGUUACGUUCACAAUCGAGCCGCCGCCCAUAGAAGGUCCAGGUGUCAUAGGAUUUACAGCAGAAUACGACGAAGUGGACAAUUAUAAUGUAACAGACAUACACACUAACAGGACCUGGUCGAUACAUAGACCGCUGAAGAUAGACAAGUUGAAACCGAAUACUAGUUAUUAUGUGAAAUUUGCUGCCAUCAAUGAAGUGGGAACCGGACCGUGGAGUGAUGUCCUAGAAUUUGCGACACUUGAACAAACUUAUUUCAGGUCGACCCCGGAUGAACCCGAGUGGGAGAUGAAUGUGGAGGAAAUAGCUGUUAAGGAUAAAGUUUUAAAAUGGAAGAACAGUGAUCUCGUAGAUUUUUAUUUGAUUCGACAAUGUCCGAUAAAAAAUGGUUUUAUUGAAGAGGAAUCGUGUGAAAUAACACAGUUAGAUCAAACCAAUGAGUUUCACUUGGACGAAAUGAACGCUAACACGACUUAUUACAUAGAACUCAUCGCUCAAAAUACAGUUGGUAACUCAACUACCGCUCGUAUCACCGUCACCAUACCCGGUGAAGAAGCCCCGUAUCUAUCAUCCGCUGCUCUUAUUGGUUUAUCAAUCUUAGCCGUUUUCCUUUGCCUUGUAAUGCUGGACCUCUUACUAUUAUUAUGGAGGAGACAGGGCGUCAUUGCUAAUUGCUGUGUCAAGAAAAAGAAGAACAAUCGAGAGGAAAGCUUGAACUCGAGAGAUAAAAAAGGUCUCCUUAAAGACAAAGAGUCUAACGGCAACGGACACAAGGAAUACGAAUAUAACAAAAACACGGGAGCUAUCACUGGGAAGCAUUCCUCUGUAUAACUACAUAUAAUAUAUGUACAUAUAUAUACGUAUAUCUAUUUAAUUUAUAUUAAAGUGUUUGUUACUUUAAAGGAGGGUUUGGCAUUAUUAUAACUGCUAGUAUUAUUGAAUAAGAAUACAUAAUAUAUUAUAUAAGUUUUUAAUUUAAAGAAUAAUAUAUAUUUUGCUUGAAUGUAUCGUCUAGAGUAAAUUAAUGUUUAAUGUAGCUGUCGUUAAACUGAACUGGUCGUUUGAUUGUGGUUUAUUUGAUAUUAUUAUUGCGUACUAAAUAUAAAUAGUAGAAAUAUGAAAAAUGUUAUGGAAGUGUUUAAAAUUAUUAAAAGCGAAAUUUCAAGUAAGUAGCGUCGUUUAGAGUAAAAGUGUAACUUAAUUGAGUUAUUCGAAUUCAUGGUAUUUUUUUUUGUUGGUAAAAACUUUGGUAGU
This is a messenger RNA of Danaus plexippus (monarch butterfly), 3002 nucleotides long. RefSeq names its product fasciclin-2-like. The transcript has 16 exons. The record is from RefSeq and is a predicted model, not a curated record. Gene Ontology annotation, molecular function: protein binding. Gene Ontology annotation, cellular component: membrane. Gene Ontology annotation, biological process: cell adhesion. NCBI's taxonomy places the organism in Eukaryota, Metazoa, Arthropoda, Insecta, Lepidoptera, Nymphalidae. Bases 207 to 2579 code for a protein of 790 amino acids.